AUGAAGGGUCCAAGUGCAAGAGCUCCAGGUCUCGUAGAUUUUUACAGUAAAGUCGAGAGCGCUGGGACUAACGCCCGGCAUAUAGCGCAACUGCUAAAGGUCGUGAACGAAGCUCACGAAGCGCUUGUCAAUCAGUCUCCAAUGACUAAACGUGACCUUUUUUACAGAGAUGUGCCAUUGUUCAAUACUCAAGCCACAGUUGAUGCGCUGGUAGACGACCUAGCGGCCACCUUCUCGAAAAAGCGCUCCGAACUCAACAUCAGAGCCUCGUCAAAAGGGCUUUUCUGUGGUUCAGCACUUACCAUUCAUCUUCAUGACGGCUCUACGAUUACGGGGCACAACUCAGAGGCGGCCCUCAUCCCUGAAGCGCAAGACAUUGCCGAAUUCUGCAUGAAUGAAGAUAUCACCUGGAUUCUCGUAGUGGAAAAAGAUGCCGUAUUUCAGACCUUGUCUCGAGCUGGCCUGACUAACCAUCCAAGUCUACCUGGUCCGGGCAUUCUGAUCACGGGCAAAGGAUAUCCUGAUCUCGCAACGAGGCAGUUGGUCAAGACCCUCUCUGAUAAUAUGCCAGAAGAGACACGAAUUCUCGCCCUCGUCGACGCAGAUGCAUAUGGUCUCGAUAUCGUGUCAGUUUACAAGUACGGUAGUAUGAGUAUGCAGCACGAAAACGAGAGCCUCGCAGCAGAGCGAGUGGAAUGGAUCGGCGUCUCUGCUGGUGAAGCUUUGAGUCUAGGAGUAGACAGAGAUGCGUUCCUACCAAUCACUGUCCACGAUCAACGUAAAGCCAUAUCGUUGCUACAAUCACGCAUCCAAAUGCCAAGUGCUUGGAGGCGGGAACUUAUGCAAAUGCUCCAUACUCGACGCAAGGCCGAAACUGAGGUCUUGUCUUCUGCACCAAUCCCUUUACACCUGGUAUGUCAUUUCGAUGAAGACGACGGCUCCGUUCACCCCGCGAAGAAGCUCCUUAUCCCGCUAGUCUGCUUCACGAUCCGCAAGAUUAACGAUGCUUUACUGCUUUGA
Messenger RNA from Fomitiporia mediterranea MF3/22, 1020 nucleotides. RefSeq names its product topoisomerase acting in meiosis. Gene Ontology annotation, biological process: meiotic DNA double-strand break formation; meiotic DNA double-strand break processing; reciprocal meiotic recombination. NCBI's taxonomy places the organism in Eukaryota, Fungi, Basidiomycota, Agaricomycetes, Hymenochaetales, Hymenochaetaceae. Bases 1 to 1020 code for a protein of 339 amino acids. The record is from RefSeq and is a predicted model, not a curated record. The transcript is spliced from 11 exons. Gene Ontology annotation, cellular component: nuclear chromosome. Gene Ontology annotation, molecular function: DNA binding; ATP binding; DNA topoisomerase type II (double strand cut, ATP-hydrolyzing) activity.